Molecule: messenger RNA, 292 nt
Organism: Funneliformis caledonium
Lineage: Eukaryota; Fungi; Glomeromycota; Glomeromycetes; Glomerales; Glomeraceae
Source: the annotation of a GenBank genome assembly
AUGGUUUAUAUUUACGUGAUUGGUGGGUUUUUUUUAAAGAAGAAACUCAAGAAAUUUUUACAACCUGGUUAUAUUUGUGAAGGAGGAGGACAAAGUAGUGGUGUUGUUGAAAAUGCUUCCAAAGCUAUUACUUCUACUUAUCAGUUAGUUUUUGGUAGUAAAACAAAAUAUGCAGGACUUUCUUAUUUAGGAUUAAACCAACCUGAAACAGCUCAAAAACUUUUAGAAGAAAUUACAUUUCGCCCUUUUAUUGUUGAAUUAGAAAAUAUAUCUGUUUUUGUUGGGUGUCUUG